AUGGAGGGACGCCUCCCUUCUGUCAUUGUGUUGCAGGUCACUCCUCCCAUCAUCGAGCUCCUGCUACUUCGUUCCAUAGAGUGGAUGACGUCUAAGGGUGGAACAUAUCAUGCUGCGCUGGAACAAGCCGGUACCGCUGUUUUGCGGUACUCCAUAAAUGACGAGAGGGUUUCACUUGCCAAGAACCUCGUGGAGGUGCUUCCCUGUGAACUUGCCUUGGACCAUCCACCAGUUUGA
Suillus subaureus is the source of this 237-nucleotide messenger RNA. RefSeq lists its product as uncharacterized. The transcript has 2 exons. The record is from RefSeq and is a predicted model, not a curated record. The coding region runs from base 1 to 237 and encodes 78 amino acids. Gene Ontology annotation, cellular component: nuclear pore. Gene Ontology annotation, molecular function: structural constituent of nuclear pore. Lineage: Eukaryota; Fungi; Basidiomycota; Agaricomycetes; Boletales; Suillaceae.